AUGAAUCGUAAACAACAAAUUCAAAAUAUAUUAUUGUUAAAAACCUUUCUAGAUGAGCUUGAAGAAGAGGAACUUGAAGAAGAGGAGGGAACUUUGAGUAAGGAAGAAGAGAGUAUUAUUUUAAAAGCUACUUUAGUACAACAAUUAAUUACACAAUAUCUAAAGUCACGAAUACACUAC
Funneliformis mosseae is the source of this 180-nucleotide messenger RNA. Lineage: Eukaryota; Fungi; Glomeromycota; Glomeromycetes; Glomerales; Glomeraceae. The record is from the annotation of a GenBank genome assembly.